Molecule: messenger RNA, 1749 nt
Organism: Branchiostoma belcheri (Belcher's lancelet)
Lineage: Eukaryota; Metazoa; Chordata; Leptocardii; Amphioxiformes; Branchiostomatidae
Product: acyl-CoA:lysophosphatidylglycerol acyltransferase 1-like
Exons: 7
Coding region: 245-1381 (378 amino acids)
Cellular component (GO): endomembrane system
Molecular function (GO): acyltransferase activity
Source: RefSeq, a predicted model, not a curated record
ACUUCGUUUCGCCGUGAUAUACGAUAGAUGAAAGUGACAAAACCUGUUUUGCCCGCAGACAACGUAUCCGUCAGGUGACAGUAUACCGGCUAUAUUUGUCACACGAGCUUCGCCUCUGUGUAACAGAAAACCCACGGAAGGUAACCCCAAUGUCUGUCUGCCUGAUGCCAGCAUGUGUGCGUGUUAAACUGGGUGUAGCAUCAUAACGCAUUGCUCUACACGAUAGACGGUAUAUGCAGACAGAAUGGGACACGGUAGCGUGGCCACCCGGCUGCUAUGGCUGGUGUCACAGACCUGGUACCUGCUGAUGAUUGCUCUGCGAGUGGCGUUCGUCUUAGUCAACAACCUGUACGUGGUCCCUGCACACUUUGUGUGGAUCCUGUGUCUGCAGCCCGUGCGAAUAGCCAGACCUGAACUAUUCUGGGAACUGGAGGGCACCAUGAUCAAGUGGAUGUCGGCACAGAUCGGCUGGUGGGGGUACAGUGCUGGAUAUAAAGUGUACGAGUGUGGAGAGGACAUCUCUCACACCUACAGAGACGAGGCUAUAGUGAUAGUGAACCACCAGUCCACGGCUGACGUGGCCACGCUCAUGGGAGCCCUGCAGCACAAGGGUCCGGUGGUCAAGCGCAUGAUGUGGAUCAUGGACUACAUCCUCCUCUACACGAACUUCGGACUGUGUUCAUGGGUGCAUGGCGACUUCUUUCUGCAGCAGGGGCAGAAGUAUCGCAAGACCAUGCUGGAGUCUCUGAAGGAUCAUCUCAACACCAGAUAUUUCAGCAGGAAUCAUCAGUGGAUCGUUCUGUUCCCAGAAGGGGGAUUUCUGCGGAAGAGACGAGAGAGGAGUCAGAAGUACGCAAGGAAGAACAACCUCCCUUUCCUACAGCACGUGGUUCUCCCCAGAACAGGAGCGAUGAAGACCAUACUGGACAGUGUAGGGCCACCUCUCACCCCCACACACGGGGCACAACACAUCAAUGGUACUGUGCAUACAAAGGGUCAUGUGAAGUGGAUUGUAGACAUCACCAUUGGCUAUGAGCACGGCAAGCCGCUGGAUAUACAGACCCUAACGUCAGGAUGGAGGGCGCCAUAUCCCACUACACUGCACUACAGACAUUUCCCAAGUUCCGAGGUGCCCCGUGACGAGCCGGGCCUGACCGAGUGGCUGUACGAGCGGUUUGCGGAGAAGGAAGAACUUCUGUCCCACUUCUACUCCACAGGCCGCUUCCCUGCAGGCACCGCACGGCCAGGGGUCAGAACGACAGAUGAAGCUGUGGAGAUAACGUUUAGCCCGUGGUGGAUGUUGUCCAUCCACCUCUUCUACUUGUGUUCCACUGCUCUGCAGUGGUAUGCUGUUAGCACUAUUCUACAACGGAUCUUGUAAUAGGAUGUUUUGAAAUUUGACAGAAUGUUGUCAAAGAGCAAGUGAGAGUAAAUGUAUGACAGCGGUAAUUGAGUAUAAAUAUGUACAUUGUACCAAUCUUUUUGAGUAUCAAAAAGUUCUCAUGCCACCUGUUUGCCCUACUUUUAUCGCAUAUAGUACCUACUAGUUAUCUGAUGCAUGUUCUCUCAGACCAAUAAUACCUUUUGGCUUUUUCGAUCGCCGGCACUACUUACGAUGAGGUAUAUGUUGACAUGUCGGGUCAUUUGAUGACAUGUCUAGUCGGUAUGAGCUAUCUUCAAGACUACACAUGUAGCAUACUGUAUUUAAAACGGCAGCAGUCUCCACUCAAUAAAAAAGUCUGAAGGCGA